Molecule: messenger RNA, 132 nt
Organism: Lymnaea stagnalis (great pond snail)
Lineage: Eukaryota; Metazoa; Mollusca; Gastropoda; Lymnaeidae
Source: the annotation of a GenBank genome assembly
CUUGGUUGCAAUAUGUCUCCAAAGAUCCAUUUCCUUCCUUCCCAUCUCGAUUUCUUCCCUGACAACUGUGGUAUGUUUAGCGAUGAGCACGGCGAACAUUUUCAUCUAGAUAUCACAGGACUGGAACACAGA